Messenger RNA from Coregonus clupeaformis (lake whitefish), 4035 nucleotides. It is a transcript of the gene miga1, whose product is annotated as mitoguardin 1. The transcript has 16 exons. The coding region runs from base 301 to 2127 and encodes 608 amino acids. The record is from RefSeq and is a predicted model, not a curated record. Lineage: Eukaryota; Metazoa; Chordata; Actinopteri; Salmoniformes; Salmonidae. Gene Ontology annotation, biological process: mitochondrial fusion.
UAGGCCCUCCAUGGAAUAAGUUUGACAACCUUACUAUAAAUAGAUUGAAGACUUCGAUAUAGGUUGACUGUGUAGGAACAUUUCCAAGCCUUCCGCUAGGCUUUAAUUUUGAAAGCGACACCGGAAAGAAAAGCUCCGUUCAGAAUCGUGACUUGGCUGAUUGGAGAUUUGCAGCUUUGUCAGCGAGAGGGAGGAGGCUGGUGUUGGGAGGAACAUACUGAAGCCUUGAAGCUCAAGAAGAAGGAAGAGGAUAGGACUGUGUUCCCUACUGCAGGGUGAUGGACAGAUAAGACCGCUACGAUGACAGACAACGCCCUCAUUAGCCCCUCCUCCAAGCUGUCCUUCCAGCUGGCAGCCAUCCGCGUGGUCAGCCUGCCCCAUACCCUCUACAACUCCCUCUCACAGGUGGUGAGCAUCAGUACAGUCACUAAGAAGGUCGUUGCUGCUACAGCCUUCAGCGCAGUGUGUCUCCUCUUCCUCGCCCGUCACUUCCAGAGGAGGAAAGGCAGGAAGAAGGGAGUCCAGUCCCCAGUCCAGUGGGAGCAGACGGGGACCUUGGAGUUCCUGGACCUGGUAGUCCACCAGGAGAAAGAUGCCUACAGUUUCCAGAACUGUAAGAAUAUCUACUCCUGUGGCCUUGUACCCAACGGAGGACCUCACAGCAAGCUGUCUGUGUCACUACAGAGUCUGGCCUCGGUAAAUAGUAUGAACUCAUCCUGUACCUGCUGGGAUGAAGAGCACUGUAAUGUAGUCAACAUCCCUGUUACCACGCCUGAAAACCUCUACCUCUUGGGUAUGGGGCUGUUUGAGGAGGCUCUGAGGCGGUGGGAGCAGGCCUUAACCUUUAGUGGCAGACCAGGGGAGGAGGAGACCGACUGUGCCUCUGUUCAACCGGAGGCUGGAGACUUCACAGCUGAGGAGAGUGUAGAGGACCUUAUCAGUGCAGAGUUUAUCCAUAAGAUGGAGAGCCUCCUCCAGAGAGCGUACAGACUACAGGAGGAGUUUGAAGGAGCUUUGAGCAUUCCGGAACCUUCCUCACACAGCGGCAGCCACGGUAAGACUCCGGUGUUUUGUAGCGACGAUCUGGAUGAUGAGGUGUCCUGUCUCAGAGACUCCAUCAGCAUCGCCUCCAACGACUCCUUCGUGUCUGCUGCAGAGCACAGGGAGCGGUGCAGUGCCUAUGUCCUGGGGUCUGCUAUAGUUAUUAACCCCUUCUAUGAGGAGGCCGUACGGUUGGCUGAGGAGGGAGAGAUCUCCUGCAGAGUGCACAGGACUGAGCUGCUGCAGUGUCUUGGGGACACCGACUUCCUGGCCAAGUUACACUGCGUGCGGCAGGCCUGUCAACUGAUUCUGUGUGAGAGAGCAACGAGGACGUUUCUGGCUGAAACCGGAAAGAAGAUCCUGUCUUCCAUAAUUGUAAAAGCACGUAAGAGCCCAAAGAGGUUUGAGGAAGUGUUUGAGGAGAUGAUCGUUUUCCUGGAGCACCCGGAACACUGGGAGAACACAGAGGUGGAGCUGGCCACGAGAGGGGUGAAAUACCUGAACUUCUAUGACAUCGUGUUGGACUUCAUCCUGAUGGACUCAUUUGAGGACCUGGAGAAUCCUCCCAUCUCCAUCCAGAACAUUGUCAACAACCGCUGGCUGAACUCGUCCUUCAAAGAGACGGCGGUGGCGUCUAGCUGUUGGUCGGUGCUGAAGCAGAAGAGACAACACAUGAGGGUGCGUGAUGGGUUCAUAGCCCACUUCUACUCUGUGUGUGAGCAGAUCAGUCCUGUCCUGGCCUGGGGCUUCCUAGGGUCCAAUACCUCCCUGCACGACUUCUGCUGCUUCUUCAAGGAUCAUGUGCUGUUCUUCCUGAAGGAUAUCUUUGACCUGGAGAAGGUGCGUUACUGCAGUGUGGAGACGCUAGCUGAGGACCUGCUCUUCCACCUCCAUUGCCGGUCUGAGCUGCUGUUGGCCUCCCUGGGGGCCGACUCCCGCUCCCUGGGGGCCGACUCCCGCUCCCUGGGGCACAUCAACACCUCCACCUCCCUCACCGACUGCCGGCCCCCAACUCUACCCCUCCGCCCAGGUGGAGGCAGUGAGAAGCCCCGAUGCCCAGAUCUACCCCUAGUAACUUACGGAUAAAAGAGUAUGGGGUUGACCGGGUAGAGAGACUGAAACUGCGCUAGUGUCUCAACCCAGACUGACAGACACCUCCUUAUAAAGGCCCAAUAUAAUGGUGACUGACUGGAACAUGUUCAUACCUUUCUGUCACUCAAGAAGAAUUAUUCUCUCCACACACAAUGAUCAUGGUGUCAAUGCACGUUAUAAUAUGGAAAAUCAUAAUGGUUAAAGUAACCUUGGAGUGAGUGAUGUUUUGACAGAGUGAGUUUGCAUUGUUAAUACAAACAACACUUUAAUGGGACAAUGGACAUGAGGGUUGCAAAAUUCUGGUAACUUUCCAAAAUUCCAGAAGUGUUUGGUUGGAAGAUUCCUGGAAUCAGGAGAGAAUAAGCAAGAAAUCUGGGAAUCAUACAACCGGAAUUGCAGGAAACAUGUUGGGAGAGUUACCAGAAUGUUGCAACCCUAGACAUGAUUAUUAGUCUGAUGUUUUAGAAGCUAAACACUGCGGUUUCAUUGAAGUCUUUAUUUGACUGAUUCAAGUGUGACUGGCAUCUAGAUAUCAUGGUUCAACUGUUCCCUGACAAUGUCCUCUACAAGUCUGGGGAAAGAAGGCCCAUGGCACAAAGGUUUUAUUCGGUCAUUUCAUUAGUCUAAUAUAAACAUAUAAAGUAUAGGGCUUACUGCGCUGGAAUGUUCAUAAAAAUGGGGCAAGUCAAGAGGGAGCUACGAAAUUAAAAGUCAAAAUGUAGUUCUCUUUGCCCUAUCAUUAUAAAUCACGUAGAAUUAUUCAUUAAAUCGUUAACUACAAUAUUAUAAUCUUAAUGAACUUGCCAGUGUUGAUUUAAAUAAGAAGGUUAAUUUGCAGUUACCAUUGCUCGCUAGUUUCAACGGCGAUUUACGGGAAAGACAGAAAUACACCAUCAAACAGGAACAGGUUGUCUUUGGAGGGUGGAUAUUGAAAUUGUCUGUUAGCUUUGUAAAAAAAUAUAUAUAUAUAUUUAGUCCCCAUUUUUUGUUUUGCAUUCCGCGGAUUUCAUUUAGAAAAAGCCCAUGUAUUCACUCACGAACCUGCAGCCUCUAGUUAGCGGGUCAGUUGACGUUGAAAGUUAGCGCGGUUCUGCCGUGGAGCAGUGACCACAUCCCAGUCACUCUAAACAUGACCACAUCCCAGUCACUCUAAACAUAACCACGUCCCAGUCACUCUAAACAUGACCACAUCCCAGUCACUCUAAACAUGACCACAUCCCAGUCACUCUAAACAUAACCACGUCCCAGUCACUCUAAACAUGACCACAUCCCAGUCACUCUAAACAUGACCACAUCCCAGUCACUCUAAACAUGCUACAUUCUGAGUAGAGACAUGGGGUUGGGGAUGUUGUUUUUCUGACGCAACUCUCUGUAGAAUGGACAUAUUUGUAUAAACCUUGAAUUAAUUAAUCAUUUUAUGGGUGAACACCCUAUAAAGUAAUGUAGGAAAUAUGAGCCCAAGGUUCUGUACAUACCUUCAGCACUGUGUUCAUUUUUGGCACUCUUUUUAAAAUUGAGUCUAGUCUUAAUUAUAUUGUAGUCAAAAUGAGAAAAUAUGGAGAUCUAUACAAAUCAAGUCGAUAGUGGGUUGUUAAAAACAAAAGUUCGUGUCGCGUACCGGUACCACCAUUCGCUUUCCUGGUGGCCCAUAUCGCUAAAGCAGUUGACUCAAACGACCGUGGGUUCGAGUCCUCCUUCGCAUCAAGCUUUUGGAAAACAGUUCACUGCUGGUCCAUGCAUUUGACGAAAUGGAUGAUUCUAAUAAUGCAUCUAAAAUGUUUUACAUGUAAGUGUAGGUUUACACGUCUACGGAAUAUAGCCUCAACUCUGAACCUCUGUCGUAGUAAAUAUAUAUAAUGUUAUAGCUUGGUCUGACUAAAAUCUUGUGCAUGACCCAUCUUG